Polypterus senegalus (gray bichir) is the source of this 2593-nucleotide messenger RNA. RefSeq names its product coiled-coil domain-containing protein 114-like. Gene Ontology annotation, cellular component: axoneme. NCBI's taxonomy places the organism in Eukaryota, Metazoa, Chordata, Cladistia, Polypteriformes, Polypteridae. Gene Ontology annotation, biological process: cilium movement; outer dynein arm assembly. The coding region runs from base 88 to 1098 and encodes 336 amino acids. The transcript is spliced from 8 exons. The record is from RefSeq and is a predicted model, not a curated record.
CAGAAAAUUGAAAAUAAGAUUACACUAAAUAAAUAUGAAGAAGCUGUGGAGAGGAUAAAUGAAAUAAUUGAAAAAAGUGCAAAAAAGAUGUACAUAAAAAAACACAGACGAAGUAGAUUGGAUAGUAAAUAUAUUGUUGAAGGGACUUCAGAAGAUGAUCGCAGGCGUCUCUGGGAUAUAGCAAGCAGAAGGAAGUCAACACUGCAAGGCUUUUACUUUAAAGACGCCAUUGGUGAAUAUGAUCCAGAAAGAAAAGUGAGAAGACCAACCGAACACAGACGUAAAUCUACAAUGUUGGGAACAAGCUAUGAAGAACAAGAGAGGCUAAAGGAAAUUAUGAAGAGAACUUUGGAGAACCAGGCUAAGACAGAUGAAAAACCUACUUUGGAUUUUGAUCCUGAUCUGUUUUACAAUGUUUAUAUGGAAAGGGAAGACCAGAAUUUUGCCCUAUUUAACUUUGUCACAGAGCAGAUGAAUGAAAUUGAAAAUGUUCAAGAGCACAUUGAGGAGUUAAAACUGAGUAUUGCAAUCCUAAAAAACAAAGAUUUCAAUGAGAAUGAAGAGCAUAAGAUCAUCAUGGCAGAAGUUGAACAGAAACUGAAACAAGCCACAGAGGCUAAAAACAAGUAUAAAGCAGACAUUAAAAAGAAAGAAAAGACUGUAGAUUGCAUCAGAACAGGGGUUGAGGAUUUAAUGAAGAAGCUUGGAAUUGAGCAUUCAGUUUCCUCAGUCUCCUUAGGAUGGAAGCAUGGUACACAAAAUCAGAACAUCAGUGUUCUUCUUGGAAUUAUUGAACAAAGAGCAAGCGAACUUCUAACGUCAACUUUCUUCUUGAAGUACCAGGACUCAGUCAGAAGUGACCAAAGUACACUUCCAAAAUAUCUACAUAUCAAUGAACCACCAGUAUUACAAGAUUAUGAUGUCCAUCUUCCUUCUACAAGUGAGGAAGAAGAAGACAGUAAGGAAGACAUACGACCCUUGUCUAAAACAGAAUUGCAACUAAAAGCAUUAAAAUCAAUCCAGACCAAAGAAGGAAGAUCUACAGACAAGUUAGGAAAACCCUUCAAUGAAAAACUGAGCAAGCCUAAAGCCAACUAAAUCUUUAAUGUCUUACCAUAUCUCUAAAAGGCUGAUGUUAUAUGAUGCUGCAAGUUUUUCAUUUUUUCUUAAUGAAAUGAUAUCUGUAGUUCUGUUGCCUCAUUUUUAUUUCCAUUUGAAAGCAGUAUUUGACCUUGCAUAUCAGUUGUGAGAACAUACAUGUUGCAUGUUGUGUGCAUAGACAUGAUUUUUCAUAUUUUUUAUUCUCAGAAAUACAGUACAUUGUCUUGAGGAAUUCAAUCACAAUAUUUUGCUUUUGAAACAAUACUGACAUCAGAUUUGAAGCUAGUGAGGUUGCACAAACUAACAGAAUAAUUUAUUUGCAACUGACACUGAAAAAUGCUUCACAUUUUAUGCUGACUUUUCAGAAAUUGCAAAGGAAGAGUUGCCAAACCUUACUGGACUUGAACAUGUUGGACUUUAAAUCAGAGGAUUAGAUUUUAGUUGCUAAAAUAUAUUUCUUAUGUAAUACAGCUAUUCAAAAAAUUACUUCAAGGCUACUAUGAAGUCCUUACUUCUGUAGCUGGCACCUCAAUGACAGUAAUGACAGUUUGUAAAAAAAACUUUAGUUUUUAAUUAAAUAAUUUAUAAGUUUUAUAAGUUUUUGAAACUGUAUCUCAAAAAUUAAAAAAAAAAAUCAGUUUUUCUACAGUCUUUUGAAAAUCAUGUAUACUCUUCCACUCAUUCUUAGAAUCCAAAAAUCUGUAAAGAUCGACUCCUGAAUUUAAAUUAGAUUUACGUGUGCAGAAUUCAAUGUAAUGCUGAUACUUCAAAUUCAUAUCACUGUCAAUAUAAUCUAAUUAUAAUAUGUUCUGACAUCAAAAGCAAAAAAAAUCUAAUUGUAAGGACAUGGCCUUAUACCUGUUUCCUGAAUAAGGCCUGGCUCCACGCUAAAUUAGAAUAGGAUAAAAUAAUUUAACAAAUGGAUUGAGGCAUUUUAUAUUUACUUAAAUAUUAAAUGAGCUUGAAAGAGAAAAUGUGAUGCCUAGUAAAGCAAUGUGUUUACAUAAUCCCUUAAUGUAUGCAGUUUUUUUAUUCAUUUACACUAUUUAUUUUUGCAGGAACCACAAUACAGUGUUACCUUUCAUAAUUGAUAGAUUUUAUUCCAACAUAAUAAGGUGCCAUUGUUUUAAAACCUGUAUCAGCACUGCUGAUUUAUGCUGAGUGCAGCAAUUCCUAUAGGACCUUACUGUUUCUUUUCUUAGUGUAUUAUUAGGAAUACGUGCUGAGUGUAUAUCAUAACCUCUGAAUUUAAUUACAUGUCAUUCGUGGCCAAUGCUAUACAUUAAUAACAGUUUUUUAUAAUAAACUCAGAGUAUUAAAAAUACAGGAAGCAGCUCUCUGAAGGCUGCAGUCAGGACUGUUUUGCAGUACAAAUUCUAAAAUUCACUGCUGUAGCUGAAAACAUCUGUUUUUCACCUAAAAGCUCAUCGUUUUGUUCCAGCUUGUAAAUUACUCACAGGUAUUGAUUUUAAAUAAAAAUAUGAAAAGUUCU